CAUUACAUGUAUUCAUAAUUUCCUAGUUUAUGUUCCCGAAAAAAAUAGAUUUUACGACGGUCGUGGUACCUGUAAAAAUUUUUUGUAUUUUUCUUUGUUACCUGUGAAUUUGGAUAAUAGAAAUUUCUUUUGGAUAAGAAACUGAAUUGUGAAUUAAUAUAUAAUUUUUUAAUAUUUUUUAUCAUCUUACACCCGUUUAAAGGUUUCCGGUUCCUCGUAUCAUUCCUUCCUGAUUCUCAUCAGCUCCUUUUCAGUCGAUGUCAAUACAGCGCUGGGAUACAGCGCCUUGUCCAGCUGGUGGUAACUGGCAGACUGAGUGGCAGUCGUAUCUGUCCCCAAUACCGCCUUCGGGGAAACCACAGUGAAGGUUCAUUGGGAUAGCCGAUGAUAGCGUCAUAAGUGCCAGUCGAACAUAAGUUAUUUACGAAUUCGUUUGUGAAAUGGCCUCUCGGGAUCGUCGACUGGAUGCUGUGAACAAGCCGAAAAGUGAACGCUUCUGGGAAGAAGUGCCUCCUCGAUGGAUGAAUUGUCCUCCCGUAGGCCAGGUUGUAGCAGAUCUCUUCUUGCCGUUUAAAACGCCAUUGAACUCUACAUACGACGCGAAAAUCCCAGACGUUGCUAAACGUUUCGGUGUGGAAGAUGUGUUCGACAGUGUGGAGCAACAAGGAAGAAGCAUCGAUCUCUGGAUUAAUUUAGCGAAAACUGAGCGGUUUUACGACCCGAAAUCGGAAAUCACGGAUGAUCAUGCGCCUGCAAAGUAUAUUCAGUGCAGCUGUGCUGGCCAUGCAGAAUGUCCAACGGAGGAACAGACGCAUCUCUUUAUCGAGUUCUGCAAAAAGUACCACAAUGACCGUUCCGAUUCAUUAAUCGCUGUGCACUGCACUCAUGGAUUCAAUCGGACUGGUUUCCUGAUCUGCGCAUAUUUGGUGGAAGUCUGUGAUUAUAGUGUUGAGGACGCGAUUGAAAAGUUUGCUCAGGCGCGUCCUCCAGGCAUUUAUAAGGAAGACUACCUGCAGACAUUAUGUCGGCGGUAUCACGCCGAUCCUGAUGAUCUCCCCCCCGUUCCAGAUCUUCCCAGCUGGUGUUUCGAAGAAGAGAGUGAGCAAGUAGAUGACGAUGGAAAUACUGUGGAUACAGCAACAGAUCCAGAUGGGCCAUCAAACGGUUCAGUUCAGAGAAGACCCAAAAAUGUGCCUCAGUUUAUGGAAGGGGUGCCCGGAGUCGUUUACCUUCAGGAUGUGAAUCGAUCCAAAGCCGUGCAGCAGAAAUGUAAACGAUUUUGUGGAUGGAAUGGCCCAAAUUUCCCAGGAUGCCAACCGGUAUCCAUGGAUUUAUCCAAUAAGCAAAUGAUCGCAGAUCAACCGUACAGGGUCAGCUGGAAGGCGGAUGGUGUGAGGUACAUGUUGCUGAUUGAGGGAGAAAACGAUGUUUACUUUUUGGACCGGAAUAACGACGUCUUUCAAGUGGAAGGAAUGAACUUUCCUUACGUUAAAGGGGAUGAGCCGUACAUGGGCGCUCAUGUUUUUGACACCUUGUUGGAUGGAGAAAUGAUUCUGGACAGGGUGGGCCCUGAUGAAAUGAGGGCUCGAUUUUUAGUGUAUGACAUCGUACACUGGAUGAAUGAAGACACCAGGAUCAUGAAUUUCGACACCAGGUGCCAGAGAAUCAAGAAUGGUGUGAUGGAACCGCGUGACCGUUUAACAUUGAAGGGUUUAUUUAAUAAAGCGUUAGAACCCUUUAGCAUUCGCCAGAAGGACUUUUAUCCCGUUAAAACCAAAGAUCAAAACGGCUUCGUUAAUAUGGCUGCAAAGUUCUUGGGAGAGAAAUUUCGGAAAUUGCUGACGCAUGAUGUAGAUGGGCUCAUCUUCCAGCCGUAUGACAUGCCAUAUACUCCGGGCCGAUGCGAUCGGGUACUAAAAUGGAAGCCCCCCUCACAGUGCACAAUUGAUUUUCGGGUUCGAGUGGAGAAAUCGGAGCGCCGAGGAGAGAUUGCCAAGACAUCUGGUAAGCUGUACGUGGGAGGGCUGGACCAUCCAUUCGGGGAACUUAAGUGGAGCAAAGAAUACACCCAGUUGAAUGGCAAAAUUAUUGAAUGCCGCUAUGAUUACGGUUCGCGUAAAUGGAUUUUCGAACGAAUUCGCACCGACAAAAAUACUCCAAAUCAUUAUACAACUGCAAAUGCGGUAUUUAAGGGUAUCGAGCGUCCGCUGACCCAAGAGAUUCUUAUGAAUUUUAUCGUGGAGUCAGUUCCAUACUUCGAAGAAGAAGUACAAAGACGAAGAAAGGCAGGUAGCACCAAGGCUCAAACCGAGAUGAGGCAACACGAAGGACGGAAACAUCGAAUGGACAGCGUGGAAGAUGAAGCUGGAACUGCCAAACGGAUUCGGAAUUAAUUAAAAAUGCUUAUGGUUUUAAAAUGCAUUCAUUCUUUGCCUGAUCUUUGCGUUUUCACUGGGAGGGAGGCUUACGCGAACGAUUACGAAUAGUCGAAUACUUACUUGCUUGACACGCCGGCUGCGAUCAACGCACCGACAUAUUGUUGAUCAAUGCCGGUAUGACGGUAAUUUACCGGCUUUGAAUCUGUAGAUAUAUGAAAGAAAUGAAAAGGCUUUGGUUU
Molecule: messenger RNA, 2617 nt
Organism: Paramacrobiotus metropolitanus
Lineage: Eukaryota; Metazoa; Tardigrada; Eutardigrada; Parachela; Macrobiotidae
Product: mRNA-capping enzyme-like
Exons: 15
Coding region: 441-2393 (650 amino acids)
Biological process (GO): protein dephosphorylation; 7-methylguanosine mRNA capping
Molecular function (GO): mRNA 5'-triphosphate monophosphatase activity; protein tyrosine/serine/threonine phosphatase activity; mRNA guanylyltransferase activity
Source: RefSeq, a predicted model, not a curated record